Messenger RNA from Dromiciops gliroides (monito del monte), 3030 nucleotides. Its product is annotated as Golgi integral membrane protein 4-like. Gene Ontology annotation, cellular component: Golgi apparatus; Golgi membrane. The transcript is spliced from 16 exons. Bases 587 to 1975 code for a protein of 462 amino acids. The record is from RefSeq and is a predicted model, not a curated record. NCBI's taxonomy places the organism in Eukaryota, Metazoa, Chordata, Mammalia, Microbiotheria, Microbiotheriidae.
CCCAACUCCGGAAGGGGGCGGGGAGGUUGCUAUGGUGACGGAUGUGCUCGAAAUUCCCCGGGGAUCCGCGUGCCAGUCCCUGAUGAAGCUCGUGAGCUCGACAUUCGGGGAGGGAUGAGUACAGAAAACCAAGAUAAUGUCAGUUUUGAGAAUGGGGAACACUUCCAUCAAGAUAAAUCCACAAUGAAAAAGCAACGCCAAGGCAAUGGAAUCCAAGUCUGUGGCUGAUGACUUUUCCAUGCAGAGGAUGGAUGUUCCACGGGCAAAACACAAAAUGAAAUCUUAAGUUGAUACAUUUUGGGAGAUGACAGCCCUGGCAAUGGAGAUGCUACUCGGCAAAUAGGCUCUAUCUAUUGGAUGCAUUCUGGGAGGAUGUCACACCCUCUUUGGACCCCGGCAGGAGAAUAAGUCAGAGCAGGAGAGGGGAGGGCUGGGAGAAGAAGAGCCCAAAGUGGUCUAUGAGCAUCGGUCCCGCCUGGAGCGGUCCCUGCAGAAGGAACGGGGGGAACACAAGAAGACCAAGGAGGAUUUCCUAGUGUACAAACUGGAGGCGCAGGAAGCUCUCAACAAGGAAAAGCAAGACUCGAUGAACCGCUAUGGGGCCCUUAGCUCCCAGCACAGGAUCCUCAAGAACCAACAUGAGGAUGUGAAGAAGCAAUUGUUGGACUUGCAGCUGCAGCACAGCGGGCUGAGGCUGGAGCAUCGGAAGGCCCUGGAGAGCCAUGGGCAGCGCUAUGCCCAGCUACAGCGGGAGAAAGACAGCGAAGUGGCCAGUCUGCAGGACACAGUGUACAAACUUCGAGAGGAAAGCAAGCUAUUGAGGAAGGCUCACCAGGAUGUUCACACCCAGCUGCGGAAUGCCCAGUCCCAGAUGGAGGAGUUCAGACAGCUCAAGGAAGCCUUGCAGAAGAUGCCCAGCUUCCAGGACCCUGGGGGCAGCCAGCGGCAGCAGCAGCAGCAGCAGCAGUUCCUCCAGGCCCCGAGGCAGCAGGCUCAGCUCAGGAAGCCUCAGGUGUUCAUUGCCACAGGCUCCAGAGUGGCCCUAAACCCCCAGGAGCCAGAGGUGGGCCCCCACUGGAACCCUCAGGCUGCCCUGACCCCAGGGACCCAGGCCUUGACCCCAGCUGGGCCACCUUUCCCAGACGUGAAGUUACCUUCUUCUGGACCCCCUGCCUGGCCCCCGAAACCGAUGGAGGGCCAUGUUCUCCGCUUCACCAGAACUGUAAACAGCCUCCCGGGCAGGCCCCCGGUUCAGCAGGUAGUGGUGGUGGCAGCCCCUGUUUCCACUUCCUCCGAGAGACCCAGCCCACGGGGUUGGCCCCCUCAGCAGCAGCCUCUCACAGGGCUAGACAAAGAGCCCCAGGCCCUCCCAGCCCCUGGUAGCCCACAGGUACAGAUGCAGAGCUGGCAAGACAUUGUCAACAAAGUGAAUGCCCAAGAAAAGAGCCAGCAGUAUCCCCCGAGCAGCCAGCCCCAGGGACAGGGCCAGCCUCUUCCACCUGCCAACCCAGGAAAGGGCAUAGAGAAUCCGGUAGCCGACAAAGAAGACCAGAGAAGGGCAGGACCUGAUGAGGAGGAGCUAGAGAUGGAUGCUGGCAUGAUUGAGCGGGAAGAAAGCAUACGGCCCAGGAAGGAGCCAGGGGCCCAGGGCCCGGUGGGACCCGAUGCCCUUGCAGAUCCUGCCCAUGAUCCCAACAACCAGGGUGAGGAUGAGUUUGAAGAGGCAGAGGUAGAGCGGCCAAGGUUGGAAGAGGGGGCCCCAAGACCCCAGCAAGCUGGGGAGCUCCGGGAACAAGGACCAGAAGAGCAGGACCGGGCAAGGAAUGAGGCUAGAGCUGGAGCCCACAGGACUGGCACAGAGUUGCCGAAUGGCUACCAGGAUGACCAGGAACUGGAUGAGAACCUUGACCUAGAGCUGGUACCUGAGAACAAGAGUCACCCAGAGGCCCCUGGCCAGAAAGACAAUUACUACUGACUCUCCCCUCCCCUGUCUCCUGAACCCCAGGCUUCAUGUCCUCCUGAAGAGGACCCCCCCCACACCCUGGGAGCCUAGAGAGAACAUAAAAGGCUCAGAGACUUGUAGGUGAGGAGAGGGGAGUCUGCUCUACCUUCCCCCGCCCUCCUGCCCUGGCACACACGGGGGAUUAUUACACACCCCAGGACAGUCUGAGGCCCUUAGGGAGAGCGGCUGAGCUAGGAAAGAGAUCCUUUUGGCCCUUGGUGUCACCCCUUGCUUUCCAGCCCUCGGCUCCCUCUGACCCACUAACCACCCACAUCCCACAAGUCCCUCAUGUUGGGCUUUGGCCUGCUCAGGCCUCGGAGUCAAAGGCUUCCUCCCAAAGUAAAAUAGGGCAGUGAUGCGAUGUCUCUGGCCUCCUCUGGAGAUGAGGAUGGACUGAAACCAGGAGCUGUUUGGGGAGGGGGAUGACUGGUCGGCCUUGUCUUCAGACCAGGAGAGAGAGACAUAAAGAGACAGAGAGACUCCCCCCACACACAUACACGCAUACGUGACACAUGGGGAAAGGGGCUUCUAUUCUCUGCCCACCAAGCUCAUUGAAGCCCCAGCUGGGAUGGACAGAGCUGUACAGGGCCAAGUCCAAGUUCCGAGACUGAGACAAAUCCAGAACUCUUAUGGGUGCUGGAGGUGAGAGCCUGGGAACUGGGCCCUGGUUCAGUUCUAGGGGCUAAAGGGGAGACCCCAAGUGGCUCCUGAAUGUGUCCCUACUUCCCUUCCCCACCAUCUCUCCCCUCCAAUCACUUUCUGGGGAUUGGAGUUUAGGGAGUGGGACUGUCAUUUCCAACCCCCCUCCCCGCCCCAGGACCAGCAGAAUGGAACCUAGGUGGGGCUGUCAGACCCUCAGCUAGAUUCUCUGUGGCCAAGGCCCAGUAGGGUAGGAGAUUGGGCAAUGGAUGGAGGCGGGGUGCUCAGCCCUGACUUGGGCCAUUCUGAGGCUAGGUGGCCCAGGGUUUCUCUGUAUAUAAUGUAUAGCCAGGCCUUAAUAUCCAUUUUGUACACACAGAAAAUAAAAU